Molecule: messenger RNA, 1248 nt
Organism: Echinostoma caproni
Lineage: Eukaryota; Metazoa; Platyhelminthes; Trematoda; Plagiorchiida; Echinostomatidae
Source: the annotation of a GenBank genome assembly
AUGGCUGUUUUGUGUGGGAGCAGUCCGGGUACCUCGAUGGGCAAGUAUGGUGGACUGGCUAUAAAGAAUGGUUCACCCCAUGAAACGGGUUUACGAAUAUUGCUUCACGCAAUUCAACUCGCUGCGAGCCGUCACUCGCGCGUCAUUGAACCACUUCUUUCACUCUCGGUCGAUUUCUACGCUCGUGUGUUCGUCCGUGUCUGGUCUUCCCCGGGGGCUGUGAAAGGGAUUGCUGCGAAACAUGCCGUAUGUUACACAUGCUCCGGAUGUGGUGCAUAUCAUAUUCAGCCUCUCGGUCAAGAAUUCGCAGGCCCUAAACGGGUAGUACCCGCUCGUGGACCGCCUGUUGGACCGUUGUGUUCGGAAUGCGGCAGUCCGUUUCUCGUGUACGGACCAUUUUGGAAUGGUCCACUGCACAGUCGUGAGUUCCUUCGUAGUUUCCUAGACGGUCUCGGUGCCACUCCAAACCCGGUGGAUUCGGAAAACACGAAGCAAUUAAAUUCAUCUCAUGAGCAUGUGCCGAACUCUGACAACAAAAGCAAAUUUCCAAAUCCAACUCUGAAUACCUAUCCACUGACAUCCGAACUGAACUCACCACUCCCGAGCGGAUUCAGUUUCGCACCUGAUCUGACCGCACCUCAACUGCCCUCGGACAUGUCGGAGAUUUUCGGCACUUUCAAACGAAUCGUUGGUAUGAGUACCGUGGCCUAUGAGGAAUUGCCCGAUGUUACUCUGUGCUAUCGAGUGGAUCAUUUGUGUGCGGUUCUAGGCUCUCUGGUUCCUCCUAUGCUCGAACUCUAUUCGGCAUUGUUGAACGCAGGCUAUCGAGUCUCUCCAUCCCACUCGGAUAUGAAUGUGUUCAAAACAGACGCUCCGAUGCCCUUCAUUUGGGACGUUCUCAUUGCCUAUCGCAAUCGUCUUCGAGCAGAUGAGCAGAACAACGGUCGGACUCGCUCGGAAUCAGAGUCAAGCGAAUCGGAUCAGACUGACAGUAGCUCGCGAUCGAAUGCGAAUACAGAUCCAGAUCAGGCGGAUUCGGAAAGCAAACGGCAACGUAAACGGCGUCUGCAUCAUGCUAAUGCCAAGGAUCCAGACGAGACCAGAGAUUCGAAUAUUGUAAACAGGCAAACAGUGCGUGAAAAGCUCCUCUCCCGUCCGGCUAACCCUCUGGUAGAUUUCACCAUCCAUCCGAAGGCGAAUCCACCGUCUCGUGCUGCCGGUCUCCUCAGGUGUGUAUAUAUCCUGUGA